Messenger RNA from Phyllostomus discolor (pale spear-nosed bat), 3344 nucleotides. RefSeq names its product receptor interacting serine/threonine kinase 2 (gene RIPK2). The record is from RefSeq and is a predicted model, not a curated record. Gene Ontology annotation, molecular function: JUN kinase kinase kinase activity; ATP binding. Gene Ontology annotation, biological process: innate immune response; positive regulation of canonical NF-kappaB signal transduction; positive regulation of apoptotic process. Gene Ontology annotation, cellular component: cytoplasm. Lineage: Eukaryota; Metazoa; Chordata; Mammalia; Chiroptera; Phyllostomidae. The coding region runs from base 206 to 1816 and encodes 536 amino acids. The transcript is spliced from 12 exons.
GACUCCUCCCUGCAGCCCCUGCGGAGCCACCAGUGUCCUUCCUGACCGCACUUCGCUGUUCUCCCGGAAAGCGUUGGGCGGCGCGCGACGUGGGUAUGGGCGUCCCGGCGACUUAGUGCCAUCCGGCAGCAGGGGUUCCGGCCGGCAGCAGGACGGUACAGAAACCAGAAGCGGGCAGCCGGGUGCGGCAGCGCAGUCCGGAAUCAUGAGCGUGGAGCCCAUCUGCAGCGCGCUGCCUGCCGUACCCUCGCACAAGCUGGCCGACCUGCGCUUCCUCAGCCGCGGCGCGUCUGGCACCGUGUCGUCUGCGCGCCACUCGGACUGGCGCGUGCAGGUGGCUGUGAAGCACCUGAACAUCCACACCCCUCUGCUAGACAGUGAAAGAAAUGAUGUCUUAAGAGAAGCUGAAAUUUUACACAAAGCUAGAUUUAGUUACAUUCUUCCUAUUUUGGGAAUUUGCAAUGAGCCUGAAUUUUUGGGAAUAGUUACUGAAUACAUGCCAAAUGGAUCAUUAAAUGAACUCCUACAUAGGAAAACAGAAUAUCCUGAUGUUGCUUGGCCAUUAAGAUUUCGCAUCCUGCAUGAAAUUGCACUGGGCGUAAAUUACCUGCACAAUAUGAAUCCUCCUCUACUUCAUCAUGACUUAAAGACUCAGAAUAUCUUAUUGGAUGAUGAAUUUCAUGUUAAGAUUGCAGACUUUGGUUUGUCAAAAUGGCGCAUGAUGUCCUUGUCACAAUCACGAAAUAGCAAAUCUGCACCAGAAGGAGGGACCAUUAUCUAUAUGCCACCUGAAAACUAUGAGCCUGGACAAAAAUCAAGGGCCAGUGUCAAGCAUGACAUAUAUAGCUAUGCAGUUAUCACAUGGGAAGUCUUAUCCAGAAAACAGCCUUUUGAGGAAGUCACCAAUCCUUUGCAGAUAAUGUAUAGUGUGUCACAAGGACAUCGACCCGACACUAGUGAAGAAAGCCUGCCAUUUGAUAUACCUCAUCGAACACUGAUGAUUUCGCUCAUAGAAAGUGGAUGGGCACAAAACCCAGAUGAAAGGCCAUCCUUCCUAAAAUGUUUAAUAGAACUUGAACCAGUUCUCAGAACAUUUGAAGAGAUAAGUUUUCUUGAAGCUGUUAUGCAACUAAAGAAAACAAAGUUGCAGAGUGCUUCAAGUACUGUUCACUUAUGUGACAAGAAGAAAUCAGAAUCAUCUCUGAACAUAUCUCUAAAUCAUAGUCCACAAGAGGAAUCAUGUGGAUCCUCUCAGCUUCAUAAACAUAGUGCUUCCCCCGGAACCUCAAGGUCCCUGUCAGCUCCUCAAGACAAUGAUUUUUUAUAUAGAAAAACCCAGGACUUCUCUACCCCGCCUCACCUCCCAGUAAAUCACAGCUGCGACAACAUGUGUGUAGCUCAAAGGGCCACAUUCUGUGACCACAAGACUGCCCUGUGCUCUUUAGCAAUAAAUCCACCCUCAGCCAAGGGAAAAUCAGAAUGGUCACAGCCUGGAGUGGCCCAGCAGUGGAUCCAGAGUAAAAGGGAGGAUGUUGUGAGCCAGAUGACCGAAGCCUGCCUUAACCAGUCACUGGAUGCCCUUCUGUCGAGGGACCUGAUCAUGAAGGAGGACUAUGAACUUAUCAGCACCAAACCCACAAGGACUGCAAAAGUCAGACAGUUACUGGACACCACUGACAUCCAAGGAGAGGAAUUCGCCAAAGUUAUAGUACAAAAGCUGAAGGACAACAAGCAGAUGGGUCUUCAGCCAUACCCGGAAAUACUGCCAGCUUCUCAGGCACCAUCUUUAAAUUUAUUUCAAAACAAAAGCUUAUAGGUGACUCUUUUUCAAGAAGAAAAUUCAGUUUAUUAAAAGAAAGAUCACUUAACCACAAUAAUCAGGCCAGUAGGCUUGAAUCUUCUUUAAGGGAGAAGUUCAGAGGGACAGACACUUGAAUGAUGACAGCAAGACAAAAAGACUGACUGCUAAAGGUUCUACCAACAAGACUGGGGUCCAGGAGGAGUGCCAAGCAGUGGGGCUGCUUUACAUUUCCUUCCUUGUCAGUCAUCCUCCGCCCACCCUUACACCCUCAGUGAAAUACCUGGUUUCCUAAUUUAUGCAGAAAAGUUUUAUGACCAGUUGGGAGAACAGGAGAAUCAGUAAACAUUCACAUUUAGCCAUCCUCACAAGCAUCUCAUUAGUUUGAGAAAUUUAUUUCUCCUCUAAAAUUGCACCUCCUAUCCCUCACAGAGCCUGAUUCCCCAACCAUUUCUUGCAUUUUUCUCUCUCUCUCUCUCCAAUGGAUGAUUUCUUCCUCAAUCAAGAUUUCCUUCAAAAACAAAACUCCUUUACUUCUCCUAUAUAUCUCUUCUAAUCCAUUUCCUGGAAAAUUAUUCUAACUGCCUCUACUCUUACUACGAAUUUUGUUCUUAAUCAUUUAAAAUUUGAUGUCAUAGAAUUAAUGACUCUCUAGGUUGAAAGGAACAGUUAUGCAUUGUGUAUGCAUCAAAUUCCUCUACAUUACAGAUGUUAAGCAAAAACUUCCACUGAUGACAGGGAUCUACUGCCCAUUCAGAGUGCCCUCAUCCCCAGACAGUUCUGUCAGGUAAUCUUUCCUAGGCUGGUUUAGAAAUUGACUUCCUAUAGUUUGUAUCCACCAGUCCUGAAUCCAAACCUUGGGACAGAGUAAACAAUAAAUCUCAUGCAUGCGUAUAUGACAGCUCUUUAUGUAUUUCCAGGUAACUAUCCUGUUCCUGGUAACUUCUUUUUUAUGCUUCAAAAUAAUCCCCUUUCCUUCAGUGGUUAAAGAGGAUUGAUCUGUAUUCCUGUACAGAAUGGUACCUGUCACUGACACAAUGCUCCAGUCUAGUUAGGUCUCACCAACACAGUAGGAUAUCUCCUCCUGUAUAACUAAUAUACUAAAAGCCCAUUUAUCAUCAUCACCUAUCAUUGUUGAAUUGAUAUGUCACUGUCAGCUAAAAUACUCUUACUGUACCAUUUUUGCCUUCUCUCCUUUUUUUUAUAUGUCCUCUGUCCAUGGAUUCCAAGUGAUCAGUUUAACUCUCCUAACCUGCUUUUCAGGAUAUGUGUGUGUGUGUGUACUGUUUCUGAUGGUAACAGAUGCUGAGGGAGUCAGACAAAGAGGGCUUUGUUGGCACUGUGCCACUGGGGAGAAUCUGCUGAAGCUGGAGCCCCUACAGUAUGUCGUAUUGGAAUCAAACCUCUUACUGCUGAAAAUCACAGGGCCUCUGAUCUCAGCACCAUCAGAUAAGCUGCCAGAAAAAUAACAUCUUAGAUACCCAUUUAACAGGAGACAGAUGUGUUGUUGAUAGAACUGUCUUGCUUUAAAAAUUUCUACAAGAAG